AUGACACCUCUUCAUUACGCGUCUGGUAGCCAAGGAAUUAAAGACGUCCAUCUUCUGGCACGUAGAGGGGCAAACGUCAAUGCAAAGGGAGUAGAUGGUAUUGUUCCGCUACCGGUAUAUAUUGCAGCGGCUUAUGGACAGGAGGAUAUUGUCCAGGUACUGUUAUCAAGUGGCGCCUGCGUGAAUAGUCAAAAUACCGAAGGGGCGAGUGACUUCAUUUGGUAG
Messenger RNA from Fusarium odoratissimum NRRL 54006, 225 nucleotides. RefSeq lists its product as uncharacterized. Gene Ontology annotation, molecular function: protein binding. The record is from RefSeq and is a predicted model, not a curated record. Gene Ontology annotation, cellular component: nucleus; cytoplasm. The transcript has a single exon. Bases 1 to 225 code for a protein of 74 amino acids. NCBI's taxonomy places the organism in Eukaryota, Fungi, Ascomycota, Sordariomycetes, Hypocreales, Nectriaceae.